Molecule: messenger RNA, 1307 nt
Organism: Anopheles darlingi
Lineage: Eukaryota; Metazoa; Arthropoda; Insecta; Diptera; Culicidae
Product: CD63 antigen-like
Exons: 4
Coding region: 136-954 (272 amino acids)
Cellular component (GO): membrane
Source: RefSeq, a predicted model, not a curated record
GUCGGUGGUGAUGCGGUGGGUUCACGUUAUCAGCGAUUGGGGCACACCUAGACGCGUGUUAGCAGCGUUCAACGGUGAUGAUAACAUUCACUCGUGAUCGCAAUACCGCAGUGACUACCUCGAGUUCGAGACACAAUGACUGAAAAAAUCGACGGAUUUUCCAAAAAAUGGAUCAAAAUUUUCCUCUGCAUCACCUGCACGUUUCUUUGUUAUCUGGGCAUAGUGCUGAUUACGAUGAGCAGUGUCAGUAUGAUACAGUACGAAACGCUUAACGUAUUUAUGGAACCACGAGUGUAUCGAUUGAUUCUGUUCCUGGUGCUAGUGGCUGCACUUGCCUUGCUGUUAGCUCUUGUGGGAUUCAUUGGAACUUUGAGAGACAGUCUUCCGACCCUGUACACGUUCUGCAGCCUGUUGUUGGUCUUUUCCCUUAUGGAGGCCUCAGCUGUUUAUUUCGGUUACUCCCAGCGCCAUCAGAUCGAAAAGGAUAUGGAGGCAAACCUGUGGUUAUCGGUAAACAUGUAUCCCGUGGACGUAUCCUUGCAGCCUUACAUGGAUAUGCUACAAAUGCAGAUGCAGUGCUGUGGCGUUAACAACUACACCGACUGGCUAAGAGCACUGCCUUCGGAUGAGUUCACACCGUACGAUAUGGAGCUGGUGGUUCAGCAAGUUCCAUUAUCGUGCUGUGAUCCAUUCGACAAUAAAGGCUGCACAUUGUUUCAAUCUGGAUGCCACACUAAAUUAUACAGCAUUUUCUAUGAGAACGGGAAAACCGUUUUAGUGAAUACGCUCGGAGCAGUAACACUGCAGCUUUUUGCGGCGAUUUUUACAAUCUUCCUGUUGCGCAAGCUAAGACAACUCCCGGGCAGUCAGGAGAAGAAACAGAUUGACCAGCAGAAUGCUUUCGGUUAUUCCAAAAUGCACGUCGUCCAAGAUGGGGCCAGUGGUGCAGUGUAGCGGGAAUAUUCGGGAAGUGGGAAUAAGCAGCAGUAAAAUAAGUUUUCUAUGAGCCUCCGUAAAAGGUGUUCCUGCUGCAAUUCUUAUCUCCGGCAAGUGAUAAGCAGAUAACGAAGUAUUAGUCAACGCUGCAGCAAAGCGAGCUGAUAUCAUAAGCUCGCUCGCUCUGCCAACUUUGCUAGCAACCGAAAAUUGCACACGUUCUAGAAGAAACAAUUUAGUCGAGGCCAUAACGCCUUCGUCUGCUUUCAAUAAAGGAAAUAGUUAUAGCAGAAUUCAUAAUUUAUAAAUUAGUGUCGUCCGCUAUUUAUUAACACGGAAAAUAGCCAAAUAAAAUGGUUAAAAAUGUGUGC